Truncatella angustata is the source of this 1495-nucleotide messenger RNA. RefSeq names its product NADP-dependent oxidoreductase domain-containing protein. Gene Ontology annotation, cellular component: cytoplasm. The transcript has 2 exons. The record is from RefSeq and is a predicted model, not a curated record. Bases 377 to 1375 code for a protein of 332 amino acids. NCBI's taxonomy places the organism in Eukaryota, Fungi, Ascomycota, Sordariomycetes, Amphisphaeriales, Sporocadaceae.
GCUGACAGCCACGGCUCUUCAUCGGUUUUUGUUGACUAUCUCCAAUGUCCGUCUCUUACGUCAUCUGUGUGACCGUCAGCCGCAAUUUUGAAAGCCGAUGAGAUGUGAACCCGGGAGGCGCUGCCUGUCGGGUCAUUUCGCAUGGUUUCGCGUAACCGUCGUUGGCCUUGUGACGCCUACAUACUUGUUUGCUUAUUGCUUAUCUCCGUCGUUUCCAGCCCUUCCCGUCGGGGAUUACGAAUGACAGUCGGUCAAGACAAAUAUGAGCACUUGUUGCCAAGGCAGCAACCCCUCAAAGAGCUCAGAAUAAAUCACUUCAUUUUCAAUUUCUAUCAAGCAUUGCUAAUAAACUCUGACCCACAUAUCGCCGAACAUUAUGUCUCCUAUUACCAUCUUGAAGCCAAAGGUUGCCACGGGCUUUGGGCUUAUGGGCAUGACAUGGCGCCCCCAACACACACCCGAUGAGAAAGCCUUUGCCACCAUGAAGGAGGCAAUCGCUCAGGGCGCCACCUUCUGGUCGAGUGCCGACUACUACGGCAUGCCCGAGCCCACGGCCGGUCUCUCUCUAUUGCGUCGCUACUUUGAGGCCCACCCUGAGGAUGCUGCCAAGGUUACGCUUUUCAUUAAGGGAUGCGUCGACCCAAAAACGAUGCAGCCAAAGAACAGGCGUGACCAAGUCUUCGCCAGCGCCCAACAUUGCAUCGAGAAACUUGGCGGCGCCAAAAAAAUCGAUGUCUUCGGCCCGGCUCGUCAAGACCCAUCUAUUCCGCUUGAAGAGACAUUAGGGGCAUGUGGUGAACUAGUAGCUACUGGCAAGGUUGGCGGCGUGGGUAUCAGCGAAGCCGGCGCUACGACCAUUGAGAAAGCCUACAAGGUCUACCCUCUGAGCUUGGUUGAGGUCGAAUUCUCUUUGUGGACUCCGGAUUUGCUGUCAAACGGUGUGGCGGCGAUCGCCAAAAAGCUCGAUGUUCCGCUUAUUGCAUACUCGCCGCUCGGUCGUGGGUUCCUCACAGGGCAGAUUAAGUCCCUAGAUGACAUUCCCCAGGGAGAUAUUAGGCGACGCUUCGACCGCUUCCAACCUGAGAACUUUGACAAAAACCUUGAGCUCGUGGACACACUGAAAUCCUUUGCAGCCAAGAUGAAUGUGACUCCGGCCCAGCUUGCCCUUGCCUGGAUUCGCGCCACCUCGAACUCGGAGCAGGCCGGUACCAUCAUCCCCAUCCCGGGCGCCACGUCGACUAGCCGCGUUGAGGAAAACAGCAAGGACGUCGCCCUCUCCCCUCAGCACAAGAAAGAGCUCGACCAAAUUCUCUCGUCGUUCAAGAUCCAAGGUGGCAGGUACAAUAAGCAGCUGGAGCACUUGCUUUGGCAGUAGCGCGAAUCAAUCAUGUAUCACAUUUCGAGAAAUGAAUGAAUAGCCAUUCAUUCUCCCAUUUAAAUACAGCAGGAAUGUAUUGUUUGCUAUACCUCCAACAUAAAAACACUAUGUUCAUAU